Pogoniulus pusillus (Red-fronted tinkerbird) is the source of this 2936-nucleotide messenger RNA. It is a transcript of the gene TEX9, whose product is annotated as testis expressed 9. NCBI's taxonomy places the organism in Eukaryota, Metazoa, Chordata, Aves, Piciformes, Lybiidae. The transcript has 11 exons. The record is from RefSeq and is a predicted model, not a curated record. Bases 36 to 1499 code for a protein of 487 amino acids.
AGGCGUUUCAUUUCUCCACGGCCUGCCAGCAAGGGAUGGAACGCGGCUGCCCCUGUCCCUGCCCUCUAUUCUCAGCCGCCUCAGGAGGAGGCACGGCCAGGGCCACAGGCGCGGCGGGAAGGGAUUCAAGCCGCAAGGGGCCGGAGGCAGAGCCGCCACUCCGCGGCGGCAGGCGGUUGCCCUGGGGAAGCAGGCGCCACGCAGCAGCCUGCACUCGGCACCCUCCGCGCCUACAAAAUGGCGGCAGGCGGCGGCAAGGGGGUAUGGCGGGGCGGGAGCCUGGCCGGGGUAAGGCGAUGCGGAGAGGCGCGGAGGAGGGCGGCCGGGUCGUGUUCGCUCCGCACACUAACUCGUCCUCGCUGCAGGUGCGGAGAUUGCCCGGCGGCCUCCUGCCUUCCGCGGGCACCGACGUGGUGAGCGGCGGCUUGCUGGCCCGGGAGGAGGAGUACAAGCGACUGAAUGCAGAAUUAGAAGCCAAAACACAAAAACUGGUGCAUCAGGCUGAAGAAGUAAUGCAAGCCCAACAGGAGGUAUUAUCUAGACCAGUUGCAGUACAGACUAAGUCACAUGAAGACAACAGACAGAGAAAUCCAGUCUGUCCUGAAGUUUUGUCUCUUAGGCACUCACAUGCCAAGCUAGCAAACAAGAAGAAAUGUGGUUCCAUGCCCAUGACUCAAACCAGACCGUACUCCGGUACUAAGGGAAAAAGAACAACUUCAAGUUCAAAAAAAAGAGACUUGGAAGUACAAAGUGCUGAUGAUGUUGCAGUACUGGAAGAUUGCGUAGAUUUUUCUGUAGCAAAAACAGUACAGAAAACUGAAGAAAAACUAAAGAAAGGAGGCUUGCCAGAUUGUCUAGAUGAAGAUAUUAUUUCACAUGUUGGAAAUGAAGAAGCUCAAAUCAGAUUUCUUAAAGCAAAGUUACGUGUUGUGCAGGAAGAGAUGGAUAAUGUAGUGUGUGAAUACAGGAAAAAGGAUGAUGAAAAUAAAAACUUAAAAUCUCAUCUUAAAGAAACUGAGGAAGAGAACACCAAACUGCAACGAACAAUCAGUGUGCAGCAUUCUCAGACUGAAAAGUACAAAAUACUGUCACAAGAAGCUAACAAAAAAAGUGAAGGGUUACAACAAGAGGUCAUAGCACUAAAAAAGGAAGUGGAGAAUCUAAAGCGUGUACAGAAGCAGGCCACAACCUGUCAGAAUGCAACAGAGAUUCGCUUAAAUAGGGCUCUGGAAGAAGUGGAAAGGUAUAAAGUGGAGCUGAAUAAACUGAAGCAAAGUCACAAGGAUACAGCUAACCAAGAACUCAAAACAGUUGAAGAACUGAAAAUGGAAAACAAGAAACUACAGAAACAAAAAGAAGAGCUAAUGACAGGUUUUAAAAAGCAGUUAAAGUUAAUUGAUAUUUUAAAGAGACAAAAGAUACACAUUGAAGCUGCCAAGAUGCUGUCUUUUACUGAAGAGGAAUUCAUGAAAGCCCUUGAAUGGGGAAAUCACCACUGAAAAAACCCACUUCUGCUCAAAAUACAAGUGAGAUGGUACAUUAGUUUGGCACUGUAUAUGAGUGCUUGUUAAUAGCUGUAUAUCUCAGUGAUCUGAUUUUCUUGAUUUUUCUUAUGUUCCAAUUGUUCAACUGUUCUAAGCCUGAUGGUUUGUGUUGUGCUAUCACAUGAAAGACAAACUCCUGUUGGAAAUUUCAGGCCAAACUGUCCACUGCUGAUGAGUGGGGAAGUUCAUACCAUGCAAGGAACAUGCCAACAAGUGAACACUAUAAUCAGUUUGCUCUGUUUUAGCAUUUAAAACAGCACUUUAUCUCAGAUAAUAUUCAGUCCAAAGUAGCCAGGGUUUAGUCUCAGAAAACACCUUGUUGCAACAGAAAUAAACAAACCAGUGAUCCCUCUGAGAAGAAAAUGUCAUGUCCUUUUUUAAAACACGUGGUUGGAAAAUUGGCCUUGUCUGUUCUCUGUAACAGAUCUCCUCUGAAAGCUAGUUUGGUUGGCAUGUAAUUUAAGCUCCAACAGCUCUUGUACAGAAAUGAUUUUAACUUCUUAUAGCUUAGACCCUGUCUGGAAAAAGUAGAUGAGACUUGCCCCUCACUAUCCAGACAGAUUCUGUAGCUAAUGCAGUUAUGCUAUGUAAAAUUGACAAUGACAAUACCAAAUCUUUCCUUGGCCAUCAGCUGCUGCUUUGGGAUAGUCAGGACCGAGGGAUUCAUACCCACAGGUGCACUGGAAGCAUUGCAUGUAUAAAAGAUUUCAUUGUGUCAUCAAUGGAAUCAAGCAUUGGAUAAAGGUUUUGAGUUCUAGUGAGCUGAGCGUUACCAUGUGUACAUUAAUGAACAGGAGCGAUAAAACCCUGUGCUGUUUGCAUGAAGCUGCCACAUCUAUUUCAAUGGAUUCUUCCCCUCAAAGUAACUGAAUAGGAACAUAACACAUAAAUAGGAAGUUUCUGCACUGAAAGGUACCAGCGGUGAUUUUGACCUCAAAAUGGAAAAGUGCCUCUGCUUAUAUCCUACCAGCAAAGCAGUAUGGACUAACAGUGAAACAAGUAACUCAGACCUAUCUCUCUGAGAUGUAACAAACUACAUUUAGAUUGGUAUUUUAAUACUGUAAUGCUAGCACAGAGCACAUUCAGAGAAGCUGACAGUUCAUACAGAAACUUGAAUUUAUUGUAGCUUAGGUUUCUGCUUGGUUGCUGUUGAAAACACUUUUAACGUUGCUACAUCACUAACUGAGAAUAAUUGAGAACUCCCUAACAGUUUAUUGAUGAAAGAUGUAAGCACAACAUGCACUUGAGUAACGGCUCGUUUGUUUAGAAUUCCAGUCUUAAAAUGGAGACUGAUAUUAAAAAGUUCUCACUGUUAACAGCAAAUGGAAAUUCUCCUUAGACAUGCGAUGAUGACACCUAGUGGCAUACCAGGAGAUGAGUCGGGGGAAAUCU